AUGUCUCGCAAUGAGAGCCGCGCGCCGUCGCAUACCGUUAGGGUCAAUUAUACCGGCGAGGCGGGUGAACCAGGCCCUGUCACGGGGCCAGCAGGCAAAGGUUUCCUGUCCCACUUGGCAGCAGUCCUCACUUCUGGAAUGAAUGGUUCCAAGCCGUUUUCGAAUCCAUUUUAUCUCACAUCUUACGGACCAACUCUUGAUUCAUUGGUCGAAGGAUCACUCUAUGGCAUGACGUGCAAGAUGAUCGGCUCCAAUGACCAUAAUUACGAUCAUUUCCAUUUCGAAAAUGCUAAUCGCAUCAACUUCGGUCAAAGCGCCACUCUAGGUGAGAACAUUCCCGAGGACCUCAUAGACAAGAUUACAAUGAUCGCAAUGGGAGUCAUAGUCGCGAUCGACACCAUCAAAGACCCAUUAUAUAAGGGCAAAACGACUGUAAUUGCCACUUUGAAACAUACUGACUAUGACCCAUUCACUCGCAUGAACCUGAGCUGGAUGACACAACAUUAUGUGCCACCAGUCCGAAACAUGGAGCGCGCUCAAGUUCUCUGCGUGAUUGGGCGUGAGGCACAGUUCACCGGGUUGCUCCGUGAUUAUGACGCCAAAAAGUUCAUGUGGUGCUGUGAGACACAUGCUAUCAGCGUUACCAGCGGCCACACAGCCCCCAUCAAAACUUCGCCAAAGGCAGCUGGGAAACCAACUCACAGUAGGACGCCUUUGAACAUGCGCCCCAAGUUAGCUAGCGAGACUCCACCAAAGCGCCCUUUCUGUACGGAGGAGAAUGCCGGCCCGUCGAACUCUGAUAUUGGAAUACCUAAUGAGAGUCUUGCUGAGGUCGAUGAGACCACGGCGGCAACUACUCCCAAUGUGGCCAGAACCUCCAACUUGCCCUCGAAGCGCUCCCGCCGCGAAUGA
This is a messenger RNA of Melampsora larici-populina 98AG31, 912 nucleotides long. RefSeq lists its product as uncharacterized. The transcript is spliced from 5 exons. Bases 1 to 912 code for a protein of 303 amino acids. The record is from RefSeq and is a predicted model, not a curated record. NCBI's taxonomy places the organism in Eukaryota, Fungi, Basidiomycota, Pucciniomycetes, Pucciniales, Melampsoraceae.